Molecule: messenger RNA, 306 nt
Organism: Myzus persicae (green peach aphid)
Lineage: Eukaryota; Metazoa; Arthropoda; Insecta; Hemiptera; Aphididae
Product: THAP domain-containing protein 1 A-like
Exons: 2
Molecular function (GO): sequence-specific DNA binding
Source: RefSeq, a predicted model, not a curated record
AUGGUGAAUUAUUGUACUGCUUUUAAUUGUACUAGCUCAAGUGACGUUAGGGGAGACUUGUCAUUUCACAAGUUCCCUCUUAAAGAGAAAGAGAGGCUUCAAAAAUGGGUACAUGCUGUAAGAAGAAAGGAUUUUAAACCUACUUCCAGCUCAACUUUAUGUAGUUUGCAUUUCAAUAAAAAUGAUUUCUAUUUAACUGUUGUAAGUGGGAAACAAAUGUUAAAAAAAUCUGCUAUACCAACUGUAUUUAAUUUCCCAAAUCAUUUAACACCAAAGAUAAAAGAAAGAAGAAUUUUGCAACGAGAA